GUGCAGGAGCUGCUGAACUGGCGCCUGCUUUCACGACGCACCAGAAGCCCUGAGGUGUUGAUACAGCACGUGGCCGAGAUGGGCAGCAUGGACAGGCCAGAAGCAAUUGUCGCUUUCGCGGAAAAGGUGACCAUGUUCUGCCACAAUCCGGAGACAUCAUUCGCGGCAGCCUUAAGAGGCGAUGACGAGACGCAGAAGCUCUACGAGUCCGCGUUUGGAGGCGAUGCCAAGCAGCAGAAGCUCUAUGAGUGUCGGUCGUGGUGUAUGGCCCUGGCGGCCAAUGAUCGAGUCCAUUUUGCCGAAAUCGACGUUCGCCGCAUUGUCGGCAACAACCUCGAAUCUUUGCUGUGGCACUGCCGAAGUGCGGAUGCGUCCGUUGCCAACGCCGCCGACCUCCUUGUUUACAACUACGCUUCUAAUGCCAUUUCUUUCGUGCAGCAGUCAAUUGCAGAGGCCACUCUCGCCCUGAUGGAGGACUCGGUCAAGUCCAACAUACCCACGAACUUGAAGCAAAUUGCCAGAUACAGCAGAACGCUUACGAANNNGCUGAUGGACCAUUACGUGUCCACAACGCAUGUGAUCAGCGAGCUGAAGAUGCUGUGGCUGGCUGACGACGAUCCAAAGCGAACCUACGCAGAAGCGGAGCAGCAACUGUGGAUG
Symbiodinium necroappetens is the source of this 660-nucleotide messenger RNA. NCBI's taxonomy places the organism in Eukaryota, Dinophyceae, Suessiales, Symbiodiniaceae. The record is from the annotation of a GenBank genome assembly.